This is a messenger RNA of Fusarium oxysporum Fo47, 1991 nucleotides long. Its product is annotated as rhamnogalacturonan lyase. The record is from RefSeq and is a predicted model, not a curated record. Lineage: Eukaryota; Fungi; Ascomycota; Sordariomycetes; Hypocreales; Nectriaceae. The transcript has a single exon. Bases 107 to 1906 code for a protein of 599 amino acids.
AAAGGCAGAGACAUAUUUUGAUUCGUUUUCUUCUCCAAGGAUAGUUUUGACGAAAACUCGAGCUCUGCCUCUUCAACAUCCUCUUCUUUUGACAAUCGACUUCGAUAUGAAAUUGUCGUAUUUCUUUUCACUAUGGGCUACCGCCUUCUUCAGCCUUGCGCUAUCCCAGCGGCCUAUCGAAGACCUUGGCCGCGGAGUCGUAGCUGUUCGGGCAAGCGAGAAUAACAUUCUCGUAACUUGGAGACUUCUUGGUCUAGACCCCGAUGGCAUUGGAUUCAAUAUCUACCGGAGCGCCGAUGGUGACAGGGUAAUGCGUCUAAAUGACAAGGUCCUCACUGGUGGAACCAACUUUCUCGACAAAACAGCAGACGAGGCUGUCCCAAACGCUUAUACUGUCAGGCCUGUCGUGGACGGCAAAGAACAAACAGAUUCAGGCUCUUUCGUUCUGCCCGCAGACAAUGCAGUCGAACCUGUGGUACGAAUACCACUUCGUCCAGGUAAAACCAUCAAGUAUGUCUGGGUCGGUGACCUCGAUGGCGAUGGAGAGUGGGACUAUGUCAUUGACAGACAUGAUACGCGCCAAUCAAUUGAAGCAUACACCAGCAACGGAACCUUCCUCUGGGAGGUUGACCUAGGGCCUGGCAGUGAGAAUCAGGACAACAUUUCCCCUGGACCCUCUACCAUUGAUGUAGGCCACUGGGAUGGUGUUACAGUGUUUGACUUCGACAGCGACGGUUAUGCUGAGGUUGCUAUUCGCAUUGCCAACGGUGUCACCUUUGGCGAUGGAAAGAAGUUUGAAAAGGGCAAGAAUGAGACUUACCAGUGCAUAGCCAUUCUUGAUGGACGCACAGGAGCCCUUCGUGCCUCUGCCCCAUUGCCGACAGACUAUAUAGCCGAUGGCCCCCUGGCUUGUAGAGUAGGUGCUGGCUUUCUUGACGGCAAAACCCCUCACCUGGUGGGUUUCCUCAAGAACCGCCGUAAGGACAAGAAUUUCAACCUUCUCGUUAUGGCAUGGACCUUCGAUGGGAAAGCGCUAAAGCAAGCUUGGAAGUGGGCACGCGGAGAUCGGUACGAAGAUUUUCCCGAUGGGCACAAUAGUCGUAUCGUGGAUGUCGAUGGUGAUGGGAAGGAUGAGUACUUUGAGAUUGGAUUUGGUCUCAAUGGUGAUGGAACAGUCAAGUAUUCUCUUGGAGAGAAGGGCAUCAUCCAUGGAGAUCGAUAUCAUAUUGCCAAAAUGGAUCCUAAACGGAAGGGCCUACAGGGUUAUGGUGUUCAGCAAAGAUCUAAGGAUCUCUUGUAUGAAUAUUAUUACGAUGCCACUGAUGGUACCAUAAUCUGGGAGCACCAUGGAAAGGAAGUUCUUGACAUCGGACGCGGUAUGGCCGGCGACAUCGACCCCACUCACGAAGGAAUGGAGGUCUGGUCUUUUUCUGGAGGUUUAUACAACGCUCGAGAGAAUAAGCAGUUAGUAAACGACGCCGAACUUGCUCCCUGGCCUCAUCUGGGAGUCUGGUGGGACGGGGAUGCUCUGCUAGAGCUUUUCAACGAUGGCAAGUUUGAGAAAUGGGAUUGGGAAAACCCAUCAACAUCUGACAAAGUGCCUCGCCUCCUCACUGCUAGCAAGUACGGUGGUGUCUUGAAUGGAAGGUAUCCGCUGCUUAUCGGCGACAUAUUGGGAGACUGGAGAGAAGAAGUUGUCUUGACCAACGCCAAUCAAGACGAGCUACUCAUCUUCACCACCGAUCAGCCAUCGGAUAUCCGUCUAUAUACUUUGGCACAUAAUCCCAACUAUCGUAACGACCUGACAGUAAAGGGAUAUCUUCAAUCUCAUCAUGUUGACUACUUUUUAGGCCAUGACAUGGAAACGCCCCCAAAGCCGAAGAUUCGUUAUACUAAGAAGGCUUAGAUAUUAGUUACAGCCAGGGGAGACCUAGGGUCAUUAUAUAGGAACACUUUGCAAAUAUUAUUUCUUCGCUGCUUCGAAUAUGUAA